Molecule: messenger RNA, 4413 nt
Organism: Magallana angulata
Lineage: Eukaryota; Metazoa; Mollusca; Bivalvia; Ostreida; Ostreidae
Product: 2-phosphoxylose phosphatase 1-like
Exons: 3
Coding region: 155-1723 (522 amino acids)
Biological process (GO): dephosphorylation; chondroitin sulfate proteoglycan biosynthetic process; glycosaminoglycan biosynthetic process
Cellular component (GO): Golgi apparatus
Molecular function (GO): phosphatase activity
Source: RefSeq, a predicted model, not a curated record
UAACGCAAAAGAGUUCGAUAGUGUUAAACACAAAGUUCCCCUUUUUAAAUCAGCAUUUGGUUAUGCCAGUGAUCUAGUAAAUUGUGAUUGGUGUUUUGAAGUAAACCGUUUAAAUAGUAAAAUUAGACGAGUAAAUUUUAAAGUAAUAUUUAUCAUGUUAAUAAAGUAUACCGUUAUGCAUCGGGAUCGCGAUGCUAAAAAGCUACAGCACAAGGAUCAUCAUCAAUCUAUGAUCAUUACCAAAGUGAUCAUUGUGGAUCUCAUGGCUAGAUUCAAAAGAUAUCGCUAUAAAAUCAUUGUUGCUCUACUUGUUAUAAUAAUCUUAUUUUACUUGUAUUCUCAAAAAGAGUAUGGAAGUGAACUGAUGAGCCAACAAGAGUUCAAACAGCCUAUGGACAGGCUGUCAGAGCAACUACUGUUUCAAAGACAAAAUAAAAACCUACAUUCCAACAACACAACUAAUGAUAGAUUUCUUCAGGGAGCAGCAGGAUACUGCAACUUUCCAAACCCUGCAUCAAUCAAAGAAGGCAGUCAUCAUUUGGAUACUCAGGGGUACAAACUACAACUGGCUCUGAUGAUGAUCAGACAUGGUGAUAGAACGCCUAUACACACCCUAGCAAACAGACCAAACCCGAGAAUCAGUUGUAAAUUUUCAAAGAAUGAGAAACAAACACAUUGGAUUGUUGAUAAAUUCAUCACCAGAAUGCAAAAUGCGGAUAAAGAUGGCAGUUUUGAAUCCAUGCAACGUUACCCUAAUCAGCCAUAUUGCCGGCAAUCAUAUUUAACACCUCAAGGAGCUGUGCAGGAGUUGUUGAAUGGUUUACAAGCAAAACAUAAGUACAUUGAUGGAUUGGAUUUGUUUCAACAAGAUUUCAGUGAAAGAAAAGUGCUCGUGAAGAGCACAGUGUACCCAAGAACAUACCAGAGUGCAAAUGCCUUUAUGUUUGGAUUUUUGUCAGAUUAUGACACUCGAUUGAAAAUUUAUAAAGCUAAAACAGAUUUCUGUUCAGAGAAAGACUCAGGAUUAAGUUGUCAUUGUCCAGGCUUGGAAAAGUACAGUGAACCACUGAAGAAUAUGAGAAAAAUGAGCAAACCUCUUCUACAAACCAUUGCGAACUUCAAACGAAAAAUGAGCAGGAUCCUCAGCGUAGAUGUUAAAGAGAUAAGGUCACUUACACAUGUGUUUGAUUCACUGAUGGUGCGAGUUUGCCAUGAUGUUCCUUUACCAUGUAAUAAAGCUAGAGACUCUUGUGUAGACAGAACAAUAGUGGAUACCCUGUGGGGUUUAGUUGGAGAUGACUUACUGCAUCAUUAUCUGUAUAACGAAAAUCACUUAAAAACUCAGCAUUUAAAGUUUCAUCCAUUGUUAGUAGAAAUGUAUGCAAGGAUGAAAAAUAUCACCAAAAGAAGUUCUUCUACUAAAUUUGUAUUAUACUCUGGGCAUGAUAUAACAUUGACUCCAUUUCUAAUGUUGUUAGGUAUAUAUGAUGGCAAAUGGCCUCCUUAUGCUUCAACAUUAGCACUGGAACUAUAUAGCAAGGAGGAGGGAUCAAAACUUCACUAUUUCUUAAAAGUUAUUUACAAUGGCGUGGAUAGAACAAGAGAAUUGAAGUUUUGUAGAGGGCUAGACAUGUGCAAGUUUAAAUAUUUUGAACAGUUUAUUAAUACCCAUCUUGAAAAUAUGGGACUUGAUGACUAUGACUCGGAAUGUCUUUCUUCUUGACAUCAGUCUUUUUACUAGAAUGUCUUUCUCAUAACCAUUUCACCUCGUUAAUCGUGUUUAAUUAAAUGACAGAAUUGUACAUGCAUUACAAACCUUCAAAUAUGAAACACUUAAUAAAAUGCUUUAUAACUGCAUUUAUAUGGUAAUUAUCAUUGACUAUUCACUGUAUUAUCCAGUAAGCAUAUUUUGCCCCAAAAAGUAAUGCUAUUUAAUCAAUAUUAUAACUUGUAUGCUGAAGUAAAAGUUCAUUUAGUAAAAUUUGAUUGUCAGUUUAUAAAAAUAAUCUGUUAAAUGAAUUAUGUAAAAUACCAUCACAUACUGACCAGUAAUUAUCAUUUCAUGAAGUUGAUUAAUUUCAUGAAAUGUACAUUUUGAAGCUAAACUUUGGGUUUUUUAAAAGAAAUUGUGGGAUAUAUGACAAUGUAAGAACACAAGUAUUGAGUAAUGUUGACAAAUUUAUGGAUUUCAUAGAUAUUUUUUUAAUUUGUUUUAUCACUGUUGUAUUGUGAAAUGAUUGCUUUAAUAUUUAUAGAUUGUAUGUAAUUAUUAUUCUAGGAUGUCUUUUGCAUCUUUGAUGGUAUGAUAUCGUUAUUUCUAAAUUGAAUUCAGUAAAUUAUCAUGUGUACCAAAAAUUUAUAUCAAAAAACAUGUAUAGAAUGGGUGCUAGUACCUUUUUAUAACUGUAAGAAAAUUAUAAUAUGGAAUUUUAAUAUUUAUAUAUUGCACAUAAGUUUAUGUCUAUCUUCAAGAAGAGCUUUUAAAGAGCUAGCAUUUGAUUAUUUCAGGAUUUUUUAAGUGUGUGAAAAGAGAAUUUACUUAGUGUAAUGUGGAAAGGCAAACUAUUACAUUACAAACUGUGUGGUAACUGUUAGUAGUUUUUGGCAAAACUUUUUGGUGGGGUAUUGUCACAAAAAAUGGUCAAAAGUUGAAAAACAAGUGUGUUUGAUAUUUUUUAAUUUAGGCUGGUUGAAUUUAGGAUUUAAACAUAAUUACUGAUUUAGCAAAAUACAUAAUAAGAUUGUACUUGAUACUGAAUUUGAGAAUUGGUCAAUUUGAAUUGUAGGUGAUAGUUAUUCUUGUACAAAAGUAAUGUUAAUAUACCAGUAUACUGGUUUAAGAUUCAACUCAUAUGACACUGUCAUGUUCAAAGUGAAAAACUAGUCAUACGAAUUUGUAAUUAUGCUCAUGUCAUAGCCACACUACAUGUUGACUGUAUUAUUGUUUCAGAAUUAAGGCUAUAUUGGAAUAGUAGGUUUGUUUUGUAGCAAUUUAGACUUUGUAACUGUUACAGUGCUCAUAUAUUUGAAUAUACUUGCCAGCCUUAAAUGCAUGUUGAUAAAACUAUGCACAAUAUACAAGAAAUUGUGUAUGAAUGAGCAGGUGGCUGAUGUUUGAACCACUGAUUGUGUUUUAUAUGUACAUAUACAUGUACGUGUUCAUUGUGUUGUUACAAGCCUACACUGUGGUUUCAUCAAUAUUCGUUGAAUACCAAUUUUCGUGGAUUUCGUUGUUAAGUUUAUCCAUGAAAUUAAAUGUUCAUUGAAGUGCUGUUUCUACUAUCAAUUUGUAUUAAAAGGAUCAUUGUCCAUGAAUUUACACAUCCUUGAAACCGUGAUUUUCACUUUAUCCACAUAAAUUGAUACUCUUGAGUAUUAUAAUGAAACCACAGUAUUUCAUACUCAUAAUCUCAGGGAUUUAGGGAUUUCUAAGCAUUAUGAUGCCAAUUCCUGGGCAUUUUUUAAGGAAUUGGCCGAUAUUGUGGUUUGAAUUUUUCUUCCAUCAUUUGAUAGUUGUUUACUUAUAGGUAAUGAGUAAUCUAAAGCAAAUGAAAUAAAAAUGUAUAUAUACUAUGGGAUCAAAUAUUUUAGGUAUAAAUGGAGCAAUGUUUUACACCAGUGCAUAUGGCAGAGGGUUGAAUACUUUAAUCAUUUUCAACAUUUGUUAUCAUAUAGGAAUAAUCAGAACUUAUUGGUACAGUAUUCAUGGAACCAUUAUCCAUGUUUAUUCCAUUUUCCUCACUUGAUAAAUACCCCAUUUUACAUUGUAUUUUACAAUAUUCAUUAUUUAAUUUAAAAGUAUUGAAUUUGUUUAUUAAAACAGAUUUUUUUAGUGUAAAUAGACCAAAGCUCACACAGCCUCAAUUGUAAAUGUGUUCUGAAAUAGUAAGACAACUUGCUAAGGUUGUUAUGCAAUGAACAGUCAGCAACAUAAAAAAGGACACUGACUGUAACUUGUCUAUGGACUUGUGUCAAAUUGUAGUUAUAUAUUUGACAAAGUCAUUUGAAAAUAUCUUGGGGGGUUAGCACACCUACUAUCGAUUUAAAUACUGAUAUUUUGUACAUGUAUUUUUCCUUUGCAAAUGACCAGGAUGGUUUAUAUUUAUGACUUUUGAAGUACAUGAAUCUGCUGACAUUUGGGACUGUUUUUUCUGUCCAAAAAUACACCGUCCCUGGUGACCACUGUCUUCAUGUUUGCAUAUCAUUGUAUACUAGUAUGUAAUUGAAAACUGGUGAGUAUGUGAAGUUCUCAUACAAGAACAUAUAAUCAGAACAGUAUUCUUAAGGGGGGGGGGCUAUAGGGACUACAUUGAUAAAUUUAUACAUUGCUGAAUUAAGUUAUGAAUAAUUUCAAGUCAUUAUUGUUAAAAUUUUAAGGUACAAUUUGUUGAUGUAUUACCUGUAUUAAGAAUA